CGCCCGGCUGCUGGAAGAAGGAGGGUGCUGGGCGCAGAAAUGGCUUUCCACCGCAACCAGAAGCUGAACUUGCUGCGAAUUGUGGUGCUUCUCACAGUCGCCCUGGCAGGACUCAAGUUUUUCUUCCGGGACAGUUUCACGCUGGAUCAGCACAAAGGCACUGGCGGGGAGAGCAUCUUCUGGGGCAGAGCUGGGGACCUUAAAGAGUCAGCCCAGCCCUGGGAUGGAUCUCUAGCACACCCCGAGACCAAGGCAGCCGCCGCGAGGCCGGAAGGUCAGAAGCAGCCUGUCCGGGAUUUCAGCAUGACCCAAAUGCGGCUGGUGCACCUGGAUCUCAAGGGAGCAGCCCCCAAAGUGUCCUACCUGGAGCAGGUCUUCCCGCUCUUCUCCAAACUGGGCGCCAACGGAGUCCUGAUCGAAUAUGAAGACAUGUUUCCAUUCAAGGGAGAGCUGGAAGUUCUUAAGUCCCCGUAUGCCUACAGCGAGGAAGACAUCGAGAAAAUCCAGGAUCUGGCCGAGCUCAACAAGCUGGAGGUGAUCCCCUUGGUGCAGACCUUUGGGCAUGUGGAGUUCAUCCUGAAGCACGACAAGUACCGGCACUUGCGGGAGGUGGAGCGCUUCCCCAACAGCUUCAACCCCCACGUCCCCGAGACGCUGGCCCUCCUGAAGGCCGUGCUCACCCAGGUCCUCAGCAAGCACAGGCACUCCAGCUGGGUGCACAUCGGGGCCGACGAGGUCUUCCACUUAGGGGAGGGGAUGGACUCCAAGAACUGGCUGAGCCACAAUGCCGGCGACGUGGGCAAGAUGUACCUGAACCACAUCCGGGAGGUGGUGACCUUUGUGGCCAGCCAGGACUGGGGGCUGCAGGUGCUCCUGUGGGACGACAUGCUCCGCAAGGUCAGCGUGGCGGCUGUCCAAGACUCUGGCAUCGCCAAGCACGCUUCUCCCAUGUUGUGGUUUUACGCCCCGAACUUUGAUACACAGCAAAUAGGGAAAUACAUCUCCAAGUACGCCGAGUGCGGCUUCAAGACCAUCUGGUUUGCCAGCGCCUUCAAAGGCACCACCGGCCCUGCGCAGGCGUGGACCCCACUGAAUCAUCACUUGCAAAACCACUUGCAAUGGCUGAGCGUCAUGAGCUCCAUGCCCACAGCCCCCUUCGCCAGACUGCAGGGCAUCGUGCUGACCGGCUGGCAAAGGUAUGACCACUACUCCGCCCUGUGUGAACUGCUCCCUGUUGCGAUCCCGUCCCUGGCGGUGUGUCUGCAGACCCUGGUGAAUGGUGGAUUUAAUGAAGUGACCAAAAAGAAGGUCUUGGAUAUGCUGGGAUUCCAGAGCAUGCAGCUGGAGAAAAGCACGUGUGUCGGCAACGGGGCCUUUCCAGGCUCAGACAUUUAUCGGAUGGUCGAGCAGGUCAACAACCAGCUGAAAGACUCAGUCGUGAAAGUCUUGGAAGAGGAGAGCUCCAUCAAAGGAUGGUUCAGCCAGUACCACCGCAAGCACCAGUUUGGCAACCCCCGGAACAUGGAGAGCUUCGGCAGCAAAGUCCUCAAGGUCCACGUUGACUGGGAGAGUUCCAUCCAAGCCCUCCGCUCACACAUGGAGGCCAUGUACUUCCCGGACACGGUGGAGGAGUGGAUGGAAGAGAACGUCAACCCCCACAUGGACCGCCUGCGGGAGUUCGUCCGGGACUUCAAGGAGAUCAUCCGCCUCAACGCUCGGCCCAAGACCCUCUAGGGGGCUGCAAGAUGGCCGCCCGGAAGCAGUCCUCUGGGUUGGCCGCUCCAGGGUUCCCCAUUUGACUCCAUCCAGGGGAAGGGGUGUGUGUCUUCAGGGGAAGGGGUGUGUGUGUGUUGAGCCUCACAGGGUGGGUUUUGUUUUCCAUCACAGAGCCUGGUCCCCCCCCUUGACAGCAGAUGCCCCCUAGGCCUAAGCCCUCUCUAGCCUCAGGCAGCAGCCCACAAGAGGGGAUUACAAAUGGGGGGGGGGGCUAUGAAUCCUCCAUCCAGAAGGGCCAGAGGCCUAAAGCUGGUGGGGGGAAGGUACUGAGCCAAAGACUGAGUGGUCUUUCCCUUCCAUGACCCCCCCCCAAGCCCUCUAGCGGUAGCUGUUUCCCCCUCACAUCUUUCUCUUUCUGUGUUUACAUCUGGGGUUCAGCUGUCCUCCUUGGGGCAGGGGCUGACUGAUUCGGGGACACCCAGAGACCCGGCCUUAAUAUUUCUUCCAUGCCCAGAUCAGGAACUGUCUUAGGAGAUGGACGGCGCGACUUUCCCAGCAACGGCCAUUCCCUCGAGGCCUGCCCUGGGUGGCACAGAUGACGUGACCACACUGGUGGUACAACCCUUGCAUCGAGAGGUUAGGGCAACGGGCACUUUCAGGCCUUCUGGCUGCGGGGGGCAAAGAGGAGCCCACAAAUUCCUUCCACGUCCCGGUUUCACACCCCUGACCUCUUUCUCCCCUUUCCUCCUCUUCCCACAUCUUAGCCCUACUCUACCAGCCAGUGUUCCCGCCUUGUGUCAUAGGGGAAGGACUCUUGCAACUGGUCGGGCCAAGGAGAUGCAGACCUUCCUUUGCAGCCAAUGAAAGGCAGACAAGAUUGGACUACCGUGGUCUUCCUCUCCUGGGAGCCUUCGGCCUCCGCUGGCAUCCCCAUAGGUGAAGGGAAGGGCUUCCAUUCCCAGUGCCAGGGGCUUUGGAAUCACACAAGCAGCCUUUGCAGCUGGCUCUCCGAAAUCCUGCCUCUUGGCCAGGUGCAAUGGAGUGAAUGCCCCGAAGCCAUCAGGGUGCCAGAGCCCUCCGGGUGUCUUGGCUGCUUUCCCAGGCACCUGUGCAAAAUUUGGCCACAAGGAGUGCAGAUGAAGCAGGAGCGCCCCCUGCUGUUGCCCAGGCGUCUCCUGAGGGAUUUGCUGUCCUCUGCUGCAGUCUGUAAAAAGUGGGUUGGAGGGGAGGGGGGGGGAUUGGGGGCAUUGCAGCAACAGGCUGUGCCUAAAAGCAGUUCAGCCCUCCUGCUGAGGAACACACAAAUCUUUCUUUCCCCCACCUCCCUGUCUUCCCUAAAGAGCCGUCCAAGCUGCCUUGUGAUUGGCCUGGGGUGAAGAUGAGCUCCCGCCUACCCCAUCGCUGGGCCCCUUAGGCUCUUGAUGCCCAUGAUUGACAGCUGUCAUCCUGCCCAGACAGAAGCUCUUAGUGGCUUCUGGGCACAUUUGGUUCGGUCUCUCCAAGCUGCGGAGACCGAACUCUCUUUUUUUUCCUGUACAGAACAGAGUGCUUCUAUGAUGUGGAUAUUAAUAAUAAAAAGUAUUUUUCUAAGGAAA
This is a messenger RNA of Heteronotia binoei (common prickly gecko), 3311 nucleotides long. Its product is annotated as hexosaminidase D-like. The transcript has 14 exons. The coding region runs from base 40 to 1734 and encodes 564 amino acids. Gene Ontology annotation, biological process: carbohydrate metabolic process. The record is from RefSeq and is a predicted model, not a curated record. Lineage: Eukaryota; Metazoa; Chordata; Lepidosauria; Squamata; Gekkonidae. Gene Ontology annotation, molecular function: hexosaminidase activity.